AGACAUGCUGGUCUCCUAGUGCCUUUUCAGAGAUCUUGAAUAAGCUUUUUCUGCUUCUCCACCCUGGUGGGUUCAUUGGCGCGAAGCACACUGGGCAACGAACCCUGCUGUUGCCCCCCUUGGGCCCUCUGUGCUGGCAACAGUUCUUGGCGUCCCUGCGUGGGCUCGAGGCUGAAAUUUAGCCUUGCCCGGAUCCCUCCCAGCGGCAGACGGGUUGCGGCGACGACUGACGCCCAGCGCGCACCGGUGACUUCAUCGGGGGCCUUGGCGGAGACGCGGUUUGAUCGACCCCGGGGGGGGCACAACAGUGCAACGCGCUCGGAUAGUGGAGAAGCGGUUGCGGGCGACGGUGCGGAACCGGUCCCUUGGAUAAGGUACACCAAAGAUUCACAGCCUCUUCCGCUGGAUGCCCCAAUCCACUCCUUGCAGCCAGGCGAUUCCGUACUCGUUCGGACUUGGAAGGACGAACCGCUCCAAGAGAAGUGGAAGGGACCCCACACCGUCCUGCUUGUUUCCCACAUGGCGGCUAAGGUUGAAGGGCACAAAAACUGGAUUCAUCACUCUCGCCUAAAAGCAGUGCCCGCUCCUGAACAGUGGACCAUCCAGCCUGCUGAAAAGACUUCCAGCGACGAUCUGGGACUUAAACUGUUAUUUAAGCGACAAUAAGGUUUGCUGGGAAUGCCGUGUGUUCCCUUUGGACAGCCGCAGCGCACUCUCCGCGAGAACUCCGAGCAUUGGUUGUGUUUGUUUUCAGGUGGCCAGCCUAACCUAUUGGCCUGGUCCCUUUUGUUUCUAAUCUGUCUGCUGUUGGUGAUUAUUGUUUUGUGGGCGUUUGGGGAAUUGUAAUUACAGCAUGGGCUCAGAUCCAGGGUCUGCCACCGUGUUACUUUUUGCCAUGGGAGCAUUCCUCUCGUUAACUCCCGUUUCCCCCCAAGCACAUGUGGGAUGGAGAGGAAUCCCUAACAACUUGGAAACAAACACAUUUGAGGCCCUGAAAGUUGCCUUUGCCCGUGAGUUUAAUCUCUCCAACUGUUGGAUAUGUUCUCAGAUCGCUCACCAUUCGGCAGGGUUGCCAUGGAGAGCGGUUCCCCAAAAUUGGUCUGAUAUUUGCCAGCUAUGGCAAGCCACAAAUGGCUUCCAGUACUCCCCACCCAUCCCAAGAAUUGCCCCUGGAUGGCCUACUCUAGCUGCAAACUGUUCCAAGGAAGCCCAGUUUAGCCUCACCAAUUAUCCUUGGAAACCCCUCUGGAAUCAAGCCAUUAUCCCUCAGCCCAUCAGGCUUCGUGAUGUUCCCCCUGGCCUCCUCUGUCAUGCACAAUGUAGGACGGCCAACCACACAUGGUUCGCUGGUAACAGCACCUGUCAAUAUUAUUUGACCCUGACCGCUAACGUGUCCAUUCCGGUUUAUGAUAGCUCCGGACAGGACUCCGGGGAAGGGCUUGCAUAUUGGACCCCCGCAAAGGCUGCACAAAUGGGUCGGGGGUAUAAUGGCUUAUUGGGCAAUGGCCUGCUCUAUUACAUAUGUGGCCGAAACGCCUAUAAGUGGCUCCCUCAUGGGUGGUUCGGAAGCUGUUACAAGAGAUUCCUCGCCCCUCUCUUGCGGGUCCUGGCCCAAGCCCCGUAUGGCUGCCCCAGACAGCGCCGGUCUCUGUACGCCACCCCAGAGCCCAUUGGCGAGGGAGACAGACUUGGUAUGAUCCUCCUCCCAUCCUAUGGGGUGGGACGACUGGCCCAACUCUACCGGAGGCUCUCUGUAUUCCUCACCCAGUUUGCCAAGGACACCCUGGCCCUAGAAAAAAGCAUAAGCUCUGAGCUUUAUCAGCUCCGACUGCCUGAAAAACCGCCAGGCCCUGGAUUAUGUUCUGGCUUCACAGGGCGAGGUGUGUGCCCUUAUUGGAAAUGAAUGCUGUACAUAUGUCCCAGAAAUUGCGGAGGACAUUAAUAAGCAUAUUUUAUCUGCGGAGCAGGCCUUCAACCAAUGGAAGGCCCAAGAACAGGCCCCCACCAUUUUUGAUUCCCUUUUUAGCUGGUUGCCUAAUAUCGAAGGACUCGGCGGCCAAGUUGUGCGCCUCCUACUCACAGGGGCAAUAUUAUGUUUUUUCAUUUUCUUACUUUUUGUUUGCUGUAAAGCCAGCACUAACAGGUUUUGUGCCUCGCCUCCCCCCAGAGUCCCUAGCCAUGUAAUUGCUGGGGCAGCCCUUCCUCUGGAACUGAACACAUUUCUCUCCAAAGACUAUGAGAAAACUCAAGCUGGUGCCUUUUGAGUGUUCUCAAAGGAGGCAGAUGUUGGUGUCACUAGGCAUCACCCUAGGUAACUCGGGGGGUGGAAGACCACGAGUGUCAAUGAAGCCCUCCUGCUCUAGGCCAAAGUGAACCAAAGCUCCUCCAUGUUGAACUCUAACCGACCUAAAAUGCCAGCAGCUGAAAAGCAGGAUGUGUAACAGUCAGCUAUCAGUUGCAACACAGAAGGAUAAAGAAAUGGAAGCUCUGGGAGCGCCAGAGUAGCAGAAUCCCACCCCCACCCUGCUCAGAGCAGCCAGGAGGCUUCAGGGGGUGGGGAGA
This is a messenger RNA of Chrysemys picta bellii (western painted turtle), 2562 nucleotides long. NCBI's taxonomy places the organism in Eukaryota, Metazoa, Chordata, Testudines, Emydidae. The record is from RefSeq and is a predicted model, not a curated record.